This is a messenger RNA of Suillus plorans, 357 nucleotides long. RefSeq lists its product as uncharacterized. The transcript has a single exon. Bases 1 to 357 code for a protein of 118 amino acids. The record is from RefSeq and is a predicted model, not a curated record. Lineage: Eukaryota; Fungi; Basidiomycota; Agaricomycetes; Boletales; Suillaceae.
AUGGGCAAGCACAAGCAAGAGCGCGACAAACUCACACAAGCAUGGUCUGAUCUCAACCAAGCGAAUCAUGCUGCCCGCCAACGAGCUUCACAACCACGACUGAUCGAGGAGACGAACUCAGAUACCCACCUUCUUUACCACAAAGUCCAGUCACACACAAUCACAGGACCUGGUUGCAUUGCAGUGCAAACCAAUUAUAUAUGCUCGCAAACAGAUGCUAGCGUCCCUAGUGGCCUUCAAGUCCCGUCGCAAACACAAGAACCUGAAUUCAGCUUGGACGACAACUUGGAUGCUGCAUAUUCUGUUUACGACGAUUACAUAGCCGACACAUCUUGUGAACCCAAAAAGCGAAAAUGA